AUGCCCAGAGAAGCCGAGCCAUCAGCAAAUGAGAAGGCCUUCGUCACACAAGCUCUCAAGGAGAACUUGAGGCUUGACAGCCGCGAAUUCGACCAAUACCGAAAAGUUCAACUCACUUUCGGUGAUGAGUAUGGAGUGGCCAAUGUAGAGCUGGGCAAGACGACGAUACUCGUCAAAGUCUCAGCAGAAGUUACAGUCCCCUAUGCAGACCGCCCAUUUGAGGGCAUCUUCCAAAUCGUCACUGAGCUGAGCCCCAUGGCGUCGCCGGCCUUUGAGGUCAAUCGCCCAACUGAAGCCGAGGUCCUGCUCUCACGCCUGCUCGAGAAGACAAUCCGCCGGUCCGGCGCCCUCGACACCGAGUCGCUGUGCCUCGUCGCCGGCCAAAAGGUCUGGUCCGUCCGCGCCGACGUCCACGUCCUCUCCCACGACGGCAACCUCACCGACGCGGCCUGUCUCGGCGUCAUCGCCGCCCUGCGCCACUUCCGCAAGCCAGACACCAGCAACGAGGGUGAGGCCCUCACCAUCUUCACCCCGGCAGAGCGCGAACCGGUGCCCCUGAGCUGGCUGCACAGCCCUUUCUGCGUCACUUUCAGCUUCUACGGCGACGAGGGCGAGAUCACCCUCAUCGACGCCAACUGGCUCGAGGAGCAGCUGCGGACAAGCAGCCUGACGGUCAGCUUGAACAAGCACGGAGAGAUUAGCCAGAUUUCCAAACUCGGAGGGACGCCCGUGGAGGCGGUGACGCUGCUGCACUGCGGCAACGUGGCGCUGCAAAAGGCCAAGGAUUUCUCGACGCUGGUGGACGAGAAGCUCGCGGACGACGCCAAGCGGAGGGACAAGGGCGGUCUCAUCUCGGAGCUGUUGUCUGCGGAGAAUGACAGAGUAGUGGACGCAUAG
Messenger RNA from Colletotrichum siamense, 897 nucleotides. It is a transcript of the gene rrp45, whose product is annotated as Exosome complex component rrp45. NCBI's taxonomy places the organism in Eukaryota, Fungi, Ascomycota, Sordariomycetes, Glomerellales, Glomerellaceae. Gene Ontology annotation, biological process: nuclear mRNA surveillance; exonucleolytic trimming to generate mature 3'-end of 5.8S rRNA from tricistronic rRNA transcript (SSU-rRNA, 5.8S rRNA, LSU-rRNA); U4 snRNA 3'-end processing. The transcript is spliced from 2 exons. Bases 1 to 897 code for a protein of 298 amino acids. The record is from RefSeq and is a predicted model, not a curated record. Gene Ontology annotation, cellular component: cytoplasmic exosome (RNase complex); nuclear exosome (RNase complex).